GAUACAUAAAUUCUCGUGAUUUGAUUCCUUACUGCAAAUACAGAAAAUUGAAGAGCCAUUAAUGAUAGGAGCAGGAAUGGGGCGAUUCGGUGCAUGCGACGACAACAAGGGGAAUAUAGCUCGAUAGUGGUUACAGUAAAAUUCAUUCUCACGUUGGAAGACUCAGGAGAAUACCCUGCCCUCGCGAACUAACACAAUUUCAAGAGUGAUCGAAUUUGAUUAUUUCACUUUCCAGGAAGCGAGAUUCCUCCUAAGGCAAACAAUUACAGAGAGCAAGAUGAGUCUGAGUAAGGUGUUAGAGUCUAUUCAUAACAACCAUCUUGAGUUCAUCCGUAUGGAAGUCUCUGAUGUAUAUGGCAUUGCUCGAUCCCGGACUGUCCCGGCGCGCCAUUUUGAAAGAACAUGCAAGUCUGGGCUCUUCAUGCCGAUGGCCACCUAUUCCUUCAAUGGGGCAGGAACUGACGCAGAUGAAUACGGCUGCGGGUUGUGUCGAGAAGUUGGGUAUGGAGAUGUGAAGCUGUUUCCAGACUUAGGGACCUUUCAAGUAUUACCAUGGUGUGAGAAUACUGGUCGAGUUCUGAUGAAUGCGGAGCGCGAUGGGAACCCCAUGAUGGUGUGUCCUCGACGAAUUGCAGAUAUCCAACUGCAGAAGUUGGAGGAAAUGGGAUACUCUCUCUUUUCGGCUCACGAAUAUGAGUUUCAUGUGGUGGAUGCUGAGACGCGUGAGCCUCUCUUGAAGGAUGGCAAUCUCUUGUCGACUCUGAGGACAUACACUGAUACCAAGCUUCUUCAUCAGUUGAUGAGAGAUCUGCCAAAAGUUGGAGUAGACAUCGAAAGUGCUGAAGGUGAAGGCGGGGUUGGCCAAUAUGAAAUCACAUACCGUCCAGAGUUUGGACUACGAUCCGCUGAUAACGCACACACAUACAAGAUAUCAGUGAAAGAGAUUGCUAGGCAACACGGCUACAUGGCAUCCUUCAUGUCCAAACCUUGGCCGAAUCGAAGCGGUUGUUCGUCUCACUUCUGUCACUCUCUCUGGGAUGCAAAGACCAAAGAACCUCUGGUUUAUGAGAAGGACAGCCCUUGUGGGAUGUCCACAGUCGCUCAGCACUGGGUGGCGGGACUACUAGAGCAUGCACCUUCUCUUACAAUCCUUGCCUCACCGACAGUCAACUGUCUAAGUCGUCUUAAACCAAACACAUUCGCGCCUAUCAACGCGACCUGGGGUAUUGACAACCGUACCACUGCUAUACGAAUCAAGAUUAAUGGACAGAAGGGUACCUACAUCGAAAAUCGAAUCGGUGCCAGUGGGAGCAAUCCUUAUCUUCUUUUGGCAGGUACUGUCAUAGCAGGAAUGGACGGCAUCAAACGGAAACUACCCCUUCCUCCAGAAUUGUCAGGAAGCUCGUAUGAGAACGGUGAUCAUCCAGCGGGUCAAGAACUCCCAAAUAACAUGGAGAAGGCUAUUGAGGCGCUCAAAGCAGAUACAGUGAUGGUUGAAGCACUCGGACCUGACUUCAUAAAAUGUUUCUUGGCAAUGAAGAAGAAAGAACUUGUGGAAUCCCAACAAGCUGCCACUAACAAGGACCAAGAAUGGGAAAUGAAGAUGUUCUUUGAAUAUCUUUGAAAAGGUAAUUAACCAUUAGAACUUCCAUAAUCGUCGGGUAUAUAGGUUCAAAGAAAAAAGUAUUCCCCCAAAUCCAAAAUGAUACUAAUGUAAGGUGGUCAUCGUGGAAUAUCGUUUUGUUGACUGCACAAGUGAUGUAUGACUUCUUUAAAAGAACAUGUAUUUAUCAUGAUGUAUUAAAUUUUAGCUUGACAAUGAAUCACAUUGAUUAUCAGUCAUUUUUAUCAAGUUUAAUUUGAUAAUGAGGUAAUGAUUUUACAUUAUAAGAGAUCAAAGCUGUUUUACUCGACCCUUUACUGAAAUGCGAUUAAAAAUUAGUCUUCUCUAAUAGGGUUUUAUGAUACAUUUUCAUCGAUGUCAAAACAGUCCAAGAUCUAUCAUUCGGUAUGUAGAUCAAGAAUAUUGUUUUGAGUGGCUUUCCUAACAUUGCACAUUCCAUACAUUUUUUUUAUUACCUCAAAUACGAAUGUCUUGUAGACAGUAGUUAUUAAGAUGACCUUGUUAAAUAAAUUUUGUAAUUGUGUUCCGGGGUUGCCACAGAGUCAAGCUAAGCUUAUAGUUGCAACCCCUGCAACCUUUUUAAAGAUCUUUGCUAUAGAAAUGUUUUUAAUAUUUUGUGAUAUCUUAUGUAUUUUCUUUGUUACUUUGUAUGAUUUAUGAAAGUUGCAGAAACAAUAAAUUAAAAAAAUGAAUGAAAAUGAAAAAGUAUCCGAAACAGAAUUUGCUUGCAGUGAUCAUGGUACCUAAUCCAUGUUGAUUGUGUUGAUCCACAUAAUCUUGAGAAAAAAAUCAAUCUUGUUUGAAAGAAUUUGAUCUUGAUGCCUCAGAAGCACCGGUGCCAUAGCCAUUUGGUAAUUUCUCUUCAACGCUCACUCUAAUAAUGACUUGUGACUGAUGUAGUUCGCAAGAAUAUGCGUAAGAGAAUCGUUAUUAUUUGAUUGUUGGUACUAUUCUUUAUGCUCGUGAUUGAUUGUUUAUGUUGCGGAUUCUUUAAAUUAAUUGAUUAAUUGUUUACCAUUGAUUGAUUUGAUUCGUAUAGAUUGAUUGUUGAUUUGAUUGAAAGUAUUUGCUUGAUUUACACGUCGUUGAACAUGGUUUUCAUUUUAUUGUUAUUGUUUAUACGUUGUUGAUUGAGUUUGAUUGCACUGAUUGUUCUACUACGUUAAAUGAUUGACUGUUAAUAAUUCAUGGUUUUAUAAACAUGUUAUUGGUUGAAUGAGCAAAGUUAUAAAGCCACUUUUAGUUUGUCCCUCCCCAACCCCAAUCAAACUAUCCCGGCACUCCCCUAACCCUCGCGGAGAACGAGAUUCAUGUCUUUUCAGUGAUAUUUACCAACGAUGCUAUUGAAAUCUGGGAAAAUCUAAAAUCAUUUGCUUAAAAUGUUUAUGUAAUUACAUGAUGAUUCAGUGCUUAAAUUACACCCAGAGACGGUUUACAGCCUUGUGAAUAAUUCUUGGGAUGCAUGUACUUUUUUGUUGGUUCAAUAUUAUAUUUGGACCUUCGCAAUUUGGAGGGAAAAUUUUCUUAAGGAGAAAAUGUAUAGUCUGCGACUAUUUCGCAAAUUAAAAAAUAACAAUAUGGUGAUCUUUAUCUCUUACCAUACGGAAUUUCAUGAAGAAUGAUGUUUGCUUAUCGUGUUUUAUGUUUUAUGACAAUGUUUCUUGUAUAGUGCAACGUAGAAUUGACUUUUAUACAUUAUAUCUCAGUCUUGAUUGUGAACAGCGUAUAGUAGAAUUCUUUCAGUCAAAUUUAAUACAAAGCUUUGCGUAUUUUACAAUUACUCUGAUUGUGUAUUAAUUUACGCACAGAUGUGACGAAACAACAGGCCUAUUUUGUGAGUUUAGACAUUCUCGAUAGUUGAAUUUAUCAAAGAUUGUUUACGUAAUGUUAAUAUGAAUGAAAUUUAUUUUGUAUAAUUAUUUUUUCGCAUAAUAAAAACCUAUAAGGUAGAAUGUCUCUGUAAUGAUGGGUUAUAUUAUCAUUAACUAUAAUAAUGUGCCGGUUACAAAAAUGCUUGUGGAUUUUAUAUUGAAUUAUAUAUUAAUGAUAUCAUUUGAUAUAUAUUUUGUAUAUUUAUACUUGAUAUACUGUAUUAAAUCGAAGUGAAAAGUC
Molecule: messenger RNA, 3736 nt
Organism: Lytechinus pictus (painted urchin)
Lineage: Eukaryota; Metazoa; Echinodermata; Echinoidea; Temnopleuroida; Toxopneustidae
Product: lengsin-like
Exons: 2
Coding region: 278-1624 (448 amino acids)
Cellular component (GO): cytoplasm; membrane
Molecular function (GO): glutamine synthetase activity
Source: RefSeq, a predicted model, not a curated record